AUGAGUGACUAUCAUGAAGCUGAAAGCUCGCCAUUGCUGGGAAACAGUAGUAAAGGAUCAAAAUCUAAGUCUAAAAAAAGCGCCAACAGAAAACGCAAGCGGAAGUCAGCAUUUAAGGGCCCUUCAAGCUCCGGAGCGCCCGAGAAUUCGCAUGCAGACUUCCACGAUUCUAAAGACCACCAUAUGUCGUCCGCUAACGAUUUUGACAAAACCGACUCAUGGGGCAUCCUGCACGAGGGCACGGAUGAGGAAACCUCUAACACGCGCGACUCAUCGGAUGCGAACCUGUCGUCGCAUUUCCCACACUCUUACUUUGAUCACAGGCCCUCUAUUGCAGUAAUGGAAGCCAUAAAUUCAUCCGGAACCAUCAGAAGAGGUCGCAAGUCCAGCAUGUCUCGGGCCAACCGUUCUGGCUCUAUCGGCAAUUCGGACCAGCAUAGUUCGAAUAAGAGACCCGCCAGCUCUGGAUUACCUCGUAUGACAACUCAGGAAGCAGAGAGAUGGGCCAAGGCUAAUUCUAGACCACCCAGAAAGCAUCACGAAAAGCACGACGCACGAUCCAGAGGCGACGACGUUGUCAUUGACGUCGAUGCGCUUAUGGAUCACGUGAAACGUUCCAACCGCAGUCAAUCGUCGGCUAAUUCGUCUUCACUGCACAAUUCUGAGGGUGGGUACAACUCGCGGCCUUCGUCUAGACGCUCAUCAAAUAGCUCUUCAAUCAACGAUGUAUGCUUGCCGCUCGACGAUGAGGAUAUCGCCGGUACCAAAGUCUGGCCCGACGUUGCUGUAUUGGAAGAGUAUUCAAAGGAGGAAACUGAGAGACUCAGAAACCAAGCUGUGCAGGAUGCAGAGAAUUUUCACUUUCAGUACGACGAUGAAGAUGACUACGAUGAAGACAGCCAAAAUAAUGAUGGCGUCCUUUUCUCGAAACCCAUUGUCACCAAUAUCGACGUGCCUGAAUUAGGUAACACGAGAAUAAAUGAAGCAGAACAUUUGAAGGCCGGUCGCCUAAGACCUAAGAAAAUCACUCCUUGGCAUUUACGCCGCAAGGCCAACAAUAUACCUGGAUUUACAGGUCAAACUGAUGCUAAAAAUGUCACAUUGGUGACAAAUAACGACCAAAAGCAAAAAGACGACUAUUUGGUGGGGAACAGAGUACAAUACCCACCACAUAUAGUAUCCAAUAAUCCAGAGCACUUUAGGUUCACCUAUUUCAGGGAGGAUCUCGACUCCACGAUACAUUCUCCUACGAUCUCUGGACUCCUGCAACCAGGUCAGAAAUUCGAGGACCUGUUCGUCAAUUCCGUUUACAAUAAUAACAGCAAUAGUAACAAUAGCAAUCCCGGAAAUACACCAAGUGAAACGAAGCCCAGUACUCCUCAGCAGCAAACACCUUUGCAAAAGUUAACUACUACACAAUCUGGUUCUGUGGAUAUGUUUGAGUGUGAGCCAUUCUGGAUGGAUGUCUCCAAUCCAACUGAGGAAGAGAUGAAAGUUUUGAGUAAAGCGUUUGGUAUUCAUCCAUUAACUACAGAAGAUAUUUUCUUGGGAGAAGUGCGCGAAAAAGUUGAGCUUUUCAAGGAUUACUAUCUUGUGUGCUUCAGAAGUUUCGACAUCGUAGCAGAGCGCCACACUCGUAACAAAAAGACGCAACAUGAGUCUGGAAGCGGUACUUCUUUUGACAAUGAAAGCUCGAAGGGCUGGUUAUCCAAGCUUUUCCGUUCUCGGAGACAUUCAUCAACUAACAAAACUUCUUCGAGCUCGGGCUCAAGUUUCAGAAACAAGGUUAGGAGAGAAAUUGAGGAAAACGAAAAGUACAAGCGGAAAUCGGGUGACAGGCGGAAGCCUCGUGGCGGAGAACUGGAACCACUCAAUGUCUACAUUAUCGUUUUCAGAACAGGUGUAUUAACGUUUCAUUUUGCACCUACGCCACAUCCGAUCAAUGUACGUAGAAGAGCUCGUCUUCUAAAGGACUAUUUGAACGUCACUGCCGACUGGAUUGCAUAUGCGCUUAUUGAUGACAUUACCGAUGCGUUCGCACCAAUGAUAGAAAUCAUCGAGGAUGAGGUUCAUGACAUUGAGGAGUCCAUACUGAACAUGCAUCAGUCAGAUGACUCUUCCGAUGAGGACGACAGUUCAGAUGAUGAAACACGCGAUCGCGGCUACACAGCCCUUAACCGAUACCCGAGAAGAGGAAGCGCAGUGGAUGACAAUGCCACAUUCUCGUCGCGUUCCAGAUCAACACGCUCGACAUCGUCGAGUUCGAGCUUAGACACAAACAUCAUUGGAUGGAAGCGCAAAGGCGACAUGUUGAGACGCAUCGGUGAAUGCCGGAAGCGCGUUAUGAGCAUAGUGCGUUUGCUAGGUUCCAAGGCUGACGUCAUAAAAGGAUUUUCGAAACGUUGUAACGAACAAUGGGAGGUGGCACCCCGGUCCGAGAUAGGAAUGUACUUGGGAGAUAUACAGGACCAUAUCGUCACUAUGGUAUCGUCGUUAAAUCACUAUGAGAAGCUACUGAGCAGAUCACACUCGAACUACCUGGCGCAGAUCAACAUUGACAUGACCAAAGUCAAUAACGACAUGAAUGACGUCUUGGGUAAGAUUACCAUUCUCGGUACCGUGGUAUUGCCGAUGAAUAUCAUCACAGGUCUAUGGGGUAUGAACGUGCUGGUUCCUGGUCAGGAUAUUCACUCUUUAACCUGGUUUACCUGUAUUACUUCCUCGAUGGUAAUAUUUGCAUCUAUCGCCUACUUUUACACUAAGCGGCGUUUCGGAUUAUAA
Messenger RNA from Lachancea nothofagi CBS 11611, 2781 nucleotides. The record is from the annotation of a GenBank genome assembly. Lineage: Eukaryota; Fungi; Ascomycota; Saccharomycetes; Saccharomycetales; Saccharomycetaceae.